Molecule: messenger RNA, 1581 nt
Organism: Macadamia integrifolia
Lineage: Eukaryota; Viridiplantae; Streptophyta; Magnoliopsida; Proteales; Proteaceae
Product: F-box/kelch-repeat protein OR23-like
Exons: 2
Coding region: 99-1334 (411 amino acids)
Molecular function (GO): protein binding
Source: RefSeq, a predicted model, not a curated record
AUUCAGAUUCAGUUUCGACUGGAAUAGUACAAGUGACACAGUUUCUCCCUAGGCAUCUGUUCUCUUCUUUCUCUUGUUCAUCCUCGCACAAAUUACAAAUGUUUUCAUCUUCUUCAUCUUAUUCACCGUCUCACGAUGAAACCCUAACCCUAAUUCCAGGUCUCCCAUACGAUAUCUCUUCUCUGAUCCUCACUUUGAUCCCAUAUUGCCACCAGGAUCGUCUCAGAGUCACCUGCAAAACAUGGAGAGCCUUCUUUUCCUCCAAAACCCUACUCUCUCAUAGGCGAGCCCGGCUCCCAAACUCAUCUCUGUCUCACCUUCUCUGCAUCUUCCCUCAGGACCCAUCUCUCUCCCUACCUUACCUCUUCGAUCCUCGCCACUUGGCAUGGUGUCCACUCUCUCUCAUGCCCUGCAAUCCCCAUGUCUACGGCCUCUCCAAUUUCAUCUCCGUUUCCAUUGGUCCUCAUCUCUACGUCAUAGGUGGCUCUCACUUCGACACCCGAUCCUUUCCCAUUGAUCGUCCUUCUCCUUCUUCCUCUAUUUUCCGCUUUGAUGUUUCUACUUCGUCCUGGGAGAGGCUUUCUCCGAUGCUGUCUCCCCGAGGUAGCUUCGCAUGCGCUGCGGACUCCAAUUCGGGUCAGAUUCUGGUCGCCGGAGGGGGCUCUCGGCACGCGAUGUUUGGGGCUGCGGGGAGCCGGAUGAGUUCGGUGGAGAGGUACGAUGUGGAGAAGGAUGAAUGGAUUGCGUUGGAUGGGUUACCGCGGUUUCGAGCAGGGUGCGUUGGAUUCUUGGUUGGAAGUGGUGAGGAUAGGGAAUUUUGGGUGAUGGGUGGGUAUGGGGAAUCGAGGACGAUUUCGGGUGUGUUUCCUGUUGAUGAGUUCUACAAGGAUGGUGUGGUUUUGGAGUUGAAGAAGGGUGGGAAGUGGAGGGAGAUUGGGGAUAUGUGGGAGGAAGGUGAAAGGAGCCGUCUGGGAAAUGUAGUUGUUGUUGAUGGCGAGGAGGGCGAAGUUCCUGACAUUUUUAUGCUCGACGGAACUGAAAUUUUUAGGUAUGAUAUCUCCUCCAACCGGUGGUGGAAGGAAUCAAGUGUACCAAGAAAAGCGGCACCAGGUUUUUCAUUUGGUUUUGUUGCACUGGAUGGAGAGCUGCAUGUGAUGGCUAAUUCAGUUGAUUCUGUUGAAAUCCAAAAGCCUCGACAGAAAAACAGGAAGAGUACAUUAUUUCUCCAAAUCUACCAUCCCAAAAGGAGAACAUGGAGAUUAGUGACGACAAAACCACCAUUGCAGUGCUCACUGAGUUUCAAAACUGCAGUGAUGUGUACUAUCCGAUUGUAGUGCGGUAUAUAUGUCUUAUUUUGUGCAGUAUUAUUCUGUGUGUAAAUUUUGCUAAUAUCAAAUUCAUAUGGUGGUAUGUGAUGCUAAUGUGGAGCAUAAUCUGGGCUUUGUUCAUUACCUUUUGUGGGGCAUGGAUCUAUAAAUUCUGGGUGUAUGUAAAUGCUUCAGGUUGGGUUUUGAUUUGUACAGGAUACUUGUAUAAACUAAGAACUAAUAAUGCUAUUUGUUCUGUAUCCUUCUUCUGUCA